UCAUAUUUGGGUCCAAGCCAUCACAAUUGAGGAAAAGAAGAAGUCAGCUGCUUGGCGUGACAACAAAUUAAAUGGCAGCAGACGGCGAGCGAAGAAACUCAAGUUACGUCGCAAAAACUCGAUUCAAAUGACACUGUUUACCCUUUGACAGAUCGCAAUUCUUGCUUCGACCAUGGAACCCGUCCCGUUCACAGAGGAGUUGUCGGAUAGGAAAGUGUGUGUUGUUGGCUCUGAAUUGGUGGAAAACUAUACGGUCUAUAUCAUCGAAGUGUUGGAUGGAGACCACAAGUGGACGGUGAAGCAUCGCUACAGUGACUUUCACGACCUCCAUGAGAAGUUGGCGGCUGAGAACAAAGUGGACCGGCAUUUGCUCCCGCCCAAGAAGAUGCUGGGCAAGAACUCCAAGAGCCUGGUAGAGCGUCGGCAGAAGGAGCUGGAGGUCUACCUGCAGGCGCUGCGCCGACAGUUCCCGGGAGCUACGCCCACUCCCCUCUCUGCCUUCCUUCACUUCAACCUUUAUGAGAUCAACGGCAUCACGGCUGCAUUAGCCGAGGAGUUGUUUCAUAAAGGUGAAGAGCUACUGGCUGCCGGCGAGGUGUUCUCUAUGCGCCCCCUGCAGCUGCACGCCAUCUCCCAGCAGCUGCGUCUGGCCAAGCCCACGUGCUACAACGGCGACGCCAAGACUGACCUGGGUCACAUUUUGGACUUCACCUGCAGGCUGCGCUACCUCAAGGUCUGUGGCACCAGAGGUCCAGUCGGAAGCAGUAACAUCCUGGAGAGGAAUUUGCCUUUUGAUUUGUCUUUUUUCAAGUCCCUGCUUCAGAUUGAGAUCAGCGAGUGCACAGCACAGCAAAUUGGAGGUUUGUCGUCUCUGCGGGCCAGCCUGGUCACUCUGAAUAUCCACCACUCCACCGACAACAUGAUGCUUGUCCUCGUACCGGAAGCCAGCGAAUUCCCUCAGUGGGAAGCCGAGGGCUCGGACCACGGCUGUCCCGUGACUGCCGUGGUACCACGCUGGCGAAACCUGACCACGCUGGACAUGAGCCACAAUACCAUCGGCGCCAUCGACGGUUCAGUGAAACUGAUCCGUGAGGUGGAGUUUCUCGAUCUGAGCCACAACCAGCUUUCCUCGGUGGAAAACCUUCAGCACCUAUACAAUCUGGUCCACGUGGAUUUGUCAUACAACAAGUUGUCCGUCCUGGAGGCGGCUCACACGCGGCUAGGAAACAUCAAGACGCUCAGCCUAGCCGGCAAUCAGCUGGAGCGGCUCGCGGGCCUCAGCAAGCUCUACUCCCUGGUCCACCUGGAUCUCAGCCACAACCAGCUUGCCCAAUUGGAAGAAAUCAGGAACAUUGGCUCGCUGCCGUGCUUGGAGAAGCUCAACCUCUCCUCCAACCCAAUUUGCAUCAUCCCCGACUACAGAACCAAAGUACUGGCACAAUUUGGAGACCGAGCAGCAGAAGUGUGUCUGGAUGGUCAAGUGACCACAGAGAAGGAGUUGGACACGGUGGAAGUGUUGAAAGCCAUUCAGAAAGCCAAAGAAGUCAAAGACCGCAUGAGCAGCAGCGACAAGAAGAUCAGUGAGGAGACCGAGGUGUCUGCCGUUGCACCUCCUUGCCUCUCUCUUCCUCCCUCCUCUACCUCUUCUUCCUCUUGCUACGCCUCCGUCAUCACCCCUCAUUCUUUCGCCUCUUCCGUGGCCUCCUCUGCUUGUCAGGCCCGGCAGGCUUCCUGCACCAGCCAAGAAAUGACCAGCCGAGAAGAAGCUGCUGUUCCACCCAUCAUCUUCCCUCCCGCACCUUCUUGCAGUGGCCGCCUUUCUCCUGCUGACAACACCCUGGUUCAAGACCCCGCUGUCUGUCUGUCUGAACGUCUACACAACAACUCUGCGAACACAACUCCUUGUUGCCCGUGCUCCUGCUCCUCAUCCUCCUCUAGCCUGCCUGAAGUUACCUGCUCAGGCUGCAGCGCCACCUGGUGUCCUCUGAUCUCCUCUCACCUCCUCUCCCUUACCUUCGCCGACCAGCUCUUCACCGGCCUGCUCUCCAAGCGCCUCCACGCCGCCCUGAAGGAGCAAGAUGAGAAGAAGGAAGCUGAGAAAGAGGAGAAGGAAGUGUGCCCAUCCAGAGAGGUUUCAUCCAAUGUGGAGGCCACGCAAGUGGACUGUCCGCUCUCUAGGGACGGUUACUUUGAGAUGGGAUUGGAUGAUUCUUCUGUUCAGGACUCGUCUCUCCCUCCUCUUCCCACUGGGCUCAGUGUUCCUCCCUCGGACCCGUGCGAUGACAAGCAGCAGGAAGAGAAUAUCGACAAUGUGAUUUGGUGCUACUGUCUUAAGGUGGAAAAGGAGGAGAAGGAGGUGGAGCAGAGCGUUGUGUGCGUGGUGUUGACGCACAAUCUUUUAUGCUUGCUGCGCUUAUCACGUGACGGCAUGGGGACCAAUCCGGAUGCAGUCGAAGACCAGAGUCCAUCCACAGAGGCUGUCGUGUCCAGUCUUGAGGUGGCCCUUCUGCUGCCUUUCUCUCACCUGCUGCUCUUCUUGCACACUGAGCUUCCAGCCUCUUGUCUAGCCUUCGGGCUGCAGAAUGGCACCGCUUGCUAUUACCUCUUCUCCAAGGCCCAGGAGCUCCAGAGAACCACAGUCCAGCUGAAAAGACUGACGCGGGUUACAGAGGUAGCGGAGUCUCCUCACAUCCUCCCCCACUCCCUCCUGAACACCUGGGAAAAGGAGGAGAGUCAGGAAGUUCAGAGAGGCUACUUAAGCCUCCUCCUGCCCUCCUCUUCCUCUUCCACCUCACACCAACUCCUCUCGGAUGUUUUACCCAACGCGAAGGCGCUCCCAUCGCUCCUAUUUCUCACCCACCGGCACCUCUGGGUGCUGAAGAUGGAUGUCCUAAAGAUUGCAGAGAGAGAGAGAAGCACCACCGGCUUUCAUCGGGACUGGUGCAAGCUGGUCCGUGUACCCCUCAGUUCGGUGGUGCUUCACCCUAACCAUAGAGCUGCUCAGGCUGGGAAGUCAUGCCGGCACCCGAAACACCACCGCAGAUCGAGCCACACGGCCGAGCUACUGCUGGCUGGCGGCAGCCUGCUGCUGCUUUUCCCGCUGGCCCAGGACAACGGCUCCUUCUUGGCGGAGCUGAGCCAGCGGAGAGUAGCUCUGGAGGGACUGAAGAUGGUGGCGCUGCCUGUCCCUUGCAGAUGCUGGUCGCACCAAGAGGAAGCCGCACAGGGUCACAAUAGGAAUGCUGUUGACCGGUGCUGUUGUAGCAGAAGAGCACACAGCAACAGCAGCUCCUCUAGUCUCCGACUGGAAGAGAACCAGCUAUCCUCUCACCUUACCCCGGGUAUCUCCCCGGGGCUGAAGCUUCUGGCUGCGCUUGAUGGGGAACUGCUGCUGACGUACUUCCACCAACAUAUCUCACUGUCCGAGCAGGCCGAGGUGCGGCAAGUCUUGUGGCUAUCUGCCGUUCUCUACGCUGCACCCGAGGCAGAAUUGGCCUGCUGCCUUUUUCUCUCUACCGAGAGCAUCUACCUCCUUUUGGAAGACUCUGCUGCCACUCGUCACGCAGAAAUGGACAUGAGCACUUCUCCCGACCCAAACGUGUGCCUUUGCUGCUGCCUGACUAUCCGACUCGUCGACCUGCUCUCUGUCAAUGUGGGGUUGUUCGAUCAGUACUUCAGGCUUGUAGGCCGCUCGGCCGAGCACAUUGUUUGCUGCCUGAGUAGGGACAGUUAUGGCACAGGGCUGUUUCUGCAGGAGCUGAUGUCUGUGCUCAGUCUGCAGCAGAAGCCUACAGCUCCGGAGCCCUCGGAGCAAGACUUCUACUCGCAGUUUACCAACUCCAGCUCAAGCAAAAUGCACAACUACGAGCUUGUCCACAGCAGCAGGGUGAAGUUCAUCUACCCCAGCGAGGAGGAGAUGGGCGACCUCACCUUCAUUGUGGCUGAGAGGAAGACCCCCGCCAGUGCGACGCCCACUUCUUCCUCGUCGUUGUCAUCCUCGUCCUUGUCCUCGCGUUCCUUCAACGUGCUGCUGUACCUGCUGGUGUUUCAGGUUCAGCUGGAGAACGACCAGACCUCCACCAGAUCUCCCGUCCUCCAGCCCCGGACGCUGAUUCUGACCAGCACAGACAUCUUCCUGUUGGACGAAGACUACGUCAGCUAUCCGCUUCCGGACUUCGCCAAGGAGCCGCCGUCCAGGGAACGUUACCAGCUGCGGGAAGCCCGGCGGAUCCGCGACUUGGACCGGGUUCUGCUCGGCUACCAGACGUACCCUCAGGCCCUGACGCUGGUAUUCGAUGACCUGCCGGGCUCAGGCUUGCUGUGCCACCUCACCAUGGACCACUUUGGGGCGGAGGGCGAGGAGCGCCUCCCGCCUCCGCCUCCCCCUCCGUGCGGGGGUGCAGAGGGUGAGGUGCAAUGGUGCGUCUUUGUGCCGGGAGCCGACAGCCGUGAGAGACUCAUCUCCCUGCUGGCUCGCCAGUGGGAGGCGCUGUGCAGCCGAGAGCUUCCGGUGGAGCUCACCGGCUGAUUGGAGUACAGAGAAAAGACCGCUUCAUGAUUCCGUUGCUGUGGAUUGUCCAGAGACACACCUCUCGUUUGUCCCAACCUAAUGGAGUUGCACCGUGUGAUUUUGACCUUUUUCUUUUGUCAUGCACUUUCUUUUUGCUGCCUCUCACUUGCUGCUUUGUCUUUCAGUGAGAGGGAAGGAGAGAGUUCUAGAAGGGAAAUGUUGCACAUGUCAUCAGUGGACACUGCAAGAGGGAGAAAAAAGUGCACUGUCACUUUUACGAACUAUCUCCCUCCUUUCACACCAUUCGGUGAGUGAAGGAAUCCCAGACAUGCACAAUUUAGUGUGCCAAGAUACACUUUUCACAAUAUCUCAAACUUUUUCUGAGUAGUGUAGUGUCAGGCAGAUGGACUCUUUCGACAGGGGGCGCCCUCUUCUACUCUCUAAUAUCAACGACAUUACUUGAUUUUAAAAGCUCAUCUUCAUUUGUAUGGAAUGCUGUUGUUUGGACAAAAAAAAAUGUAGUUUUGCAUAUUCACCAACUUUUAACCCCCCGCCCCCCCCAAAAAAAUUAUGCUGUGGAAUGUUUACAUUUACAACCACUAUAUGCAUAAAAACAUAGAAACUCGCACCAAGCAUUUCAAUUCUUUGCACCUUCCGAGAUUUGCUGAACAAAGUAACAAAGCUUUUUAUUGGUGUAGUUGAUACAGCUACAGGUCAGAUUAUUAGGUACUCUGACACAUUCGUGAGUUAUGUACAAAAAAUAUGAAAAUCUGCCUUUACAAAAAUAAGGCUUGUUUUUAAUCAUUACCAUAAGGUAGCUUAUUUAUUUAUUUAUAUUGUAUCGUCUGACCUCAUGAAAUGUCCAGUGCGUGUAAUUGUUAAUGAUCUGGAUUAUUAUAUCUUUUUUUUAAAGCAGUAUUUACAUUAUGAAUAUGUAUUGUGUAUUGUGUAUUAUUAUUAUUUGGCAUUAUUUUAAAUAUAUAUUUGUUCUGCUUUAUUAUGUAUGUUUUUUUUUAAAUAUUUUUAUAUUUUACAUUUAAUCGGUUGGUCAAAGUAAAAAUCAUCCAAACUUCA
Molecule: messenger RNA, 5584 nt
Organism: Hippocampus zosterae (dwarf seahorse)
Lineage: Eukaryota; Metazoa; Chordata; Actinopteri; Syngnathiformes; Syngnathidae
Gene: nisch
Product: nischarin
Exons: 26
Coding region: 173-4528 (1451 amino acids)
Cellular component (GO): cytoplasm
Molecular function (GO): integrin binding; protein kinase binding; phosphatidylinositol binding
Source: RefSeq, a predicted model, not a curated record